Zophobas morio is the source of this 3041-nucleotide messenger RNA. RefSeq names its product kinesin-2b-like. The record is from RefSeq and is a predicted model, not a curated record. The coding region runs from base 56 to 3019 and encodes 987 amino acids. Gene Ontology annotation, molecular function: microtubule binding; ATP binding; microtubule motor activity. The transcript is spliced from 9 exons. Gene Ontology annotation, biological process: microtubule-based movement. NCBI's taxonomy places the organism in Eukaryota, Metazoa, Arthropoda, Insecta, Coleoptera, Tenebrionidae.
UCGAUCCAGAUGUCGAGCUUGUCUCUGUCAGUGCGUAUAAGUGUUCCGAAAGAAGAUGACUCACCUUAAGGUCGGCGUGCGCGUGCGACCACUCUCGACAAGGGAGAUCGAGCGCGGCUCUUGCGGGGUGCUGGAGGUGGAGGACGACGGGAGGACGGUGGCCGUGACGAAUAUCAAGGUGCCCGAACAGCACGCCGGCGACAGCCGCAAGCGCACCAGGAGGUUCACCUUCGACUUCUGCUUCCACCAGAAUUCCACGCAGGACGACGUGUUCCGAGCUGUUGAGAGCGUCGUCGGCGAGGCGAUCAAGAAGAGGCGGCACUCCUGCGUCCUGGCGUACGGACAGAGCGCCUCGGGGAAGACGCACACGAUGAUGGGGUUCCCCCACGACCCGGGGCUGAUUCCCAAGCUGUGCGAGAGGAUUUUUGGGUACUUGCUGGAGGCGGCGGUCGGGGAGGAGGUGGACAAGGCGAAGGUGGACGUGAGUUAUUUGGAGAUUUACAACGAGAAAGUGCGCGAUCUGCUGCACGAAAACGACAAGUGUGCGCUGAAAGUGAGGCAGCAUCCGAAGAAAGGGCCCUAUGUGCAAGGUCUAACAUCGCACCCAGCCUACGAUUCCGCCAGUCUUUUCGGGCUGCUGGCCGCCGGCAACAACACCAGAAGAGUGGGCGCCACCCUCACCAACCCCCAGUCCAGCAGGAGCCACUCCGUCUUCAUAGUCGAGUUCGACGGGAUCAAGCUCACUCUGGUGGACCUAGCCGGGAGCGAGAGGGCCUCGAACCGCUGCUGCACCACCUCCAGGUUCCGGGAGGGCGCCAACAUCAACAAGAGCCUAGUGGCCCUCGGGAACGUCAUCUCCGCGCUAGCUGAAGACACCAAGUGUUCCAAGGGGAUCAGACGGAGGUUCAUCCCGUUCCGGGACUCGGUGCUAACAUGGCUAUUAAAAGAUACGCUAGGAGGAAACUCCGACACUGUGAUGAUAGCGACUAUUUCUCCUUCGAGUGAGUGCUACAGUGAGACGGUGAAUACUUUGAGAUUUGGGCAGCGUGCCAAACUCAUCGUGUCGAUUCCAGUAGUUAAUGAAGACCCCAAGGAACGGACCAUCCGAGAGCUAAGGGCGGAAAUUGCGCGAUUGAGGGAGCUUCUGAAGUCGGGACAGAUACCAAUGUCGAACGACCCGCUUAACACCACUGAGAAGCUCAUCCCCGUGAUGAGCUUCACGGAUAACAACAAACCCCCACAAGGGAGACUCCGGCGCACCUACAGCGUGGACCACUCGGGGAAAAAAAUGGAAGUGCCUAGUCGAAAAUUUGGCUCAGAGGAAGUCCUAAGAAAGAAAAGUACGAAAACGGAGAAGAGCCAAACCGACUUGAAACCCAAAGUGGAAGCUAAAGUAGACUCGAUUCGGAGAACACCCGUUAAACCCAGAUCCCAGAUAGUGGCCGCGGUCACUCAUCGACUGUACGCCAAAACCAAGAAGAAGGAAGCCUCGACGGACACCCACGACUUACCUAUUGCUUCCACCCCCAAAGAACUAAGCAUCUGCUCUAACGCUCGUCUUCAACUCAAAGAACUGACGAAGCGAGCCCUCAAAGCCCAGAAAGUCAAAAACGAAGAAACUCAAACCGAGCACUUCCCGGUUUUACGAGUCAAGGAAAUGGCGACGGAUGUAGACGAUUUGAAGUCGCUGUUGUACGAAGUGAAGGACGUGGAAACCUCGACGGUCGCGCUUACCACCGAAGACAAGGAAAUCAGCUGCACGUUCUUGGAUAGUCUGCAGAAUGCGUUCGUGGUAACGAGAAGCUGCGGAACGCAGUCCCAAUCCACCGUUUCCUUCACCAAGUACUUGCAAGAGCCACCAAAAGUGGAGGUUUUCAACCCCCAUACAGCCAACCCGAUUUAUACGUCGUCGGUGAAUAUUAACAUCUCCCACAACUAUAUUAACAAGCAAAGAAUCUUUGAUAGUGUUUCUGAGGAUAGUUUGGAUGAUCAGUCGAACGUGUGUUUCCCGACUCCUGAUUUGAUCAGCAACCACAACUCGCUAGAGCCUCAUAGUCACCCCUCCACGUCUAAAGAGUCGAUAGAAAGUAAGGUACGACACGCGACGUGUCAUAGUAUUGACGACCACCAAGAAGAAAUCGUCGAUUUUGUUGAAAUCAAACCCCCGACUUUAGUUGCCAAGUCUUCCACUAGCCCUCAUUGUCAAGAAAGGAUAAGUUCGAUCAACAUUCCUAGUGUUCACGCGCCGGAAGUCUACCACCAAGGGGAAACCCCCCAGAGGUGUCAACACUUCACACCUGCCGCUCCAGAAGUGGCGAAACCCAUCGUCAUUGACUGUAAGACAUACAGUGACGAUUGUAUCACUCUGGUCGAACCUAUGGUGUUAAAAUCAAUCAUGAAGCACAUCCCCGAAGCCACUAUAGAACCAGACGACCUCCCCGACUCCCUCGAAUACCACAAGAAAGUCCACUUCAACAAAACGUCUUGUCAGAACGAGAGGAUGAUGAAAGCCAUGUCUGGUUUCUUAGAGGAGGCCACCAUUCUCAUGAGUAAUUUGACACUAGCGGCGGCGCGGCUCGACCAAGACCAAGAAUACGACGUCCAAGUCACCGUCUCGGGUUUAGAACAGCGAAAAAAGAAAAGGAAGACACUUCGCGUUCUGAAGAACGCGAAAUGUCAAACCGACGACAUGUCAACCAAAACUAGCUGCGUCCAAACCGACGCCCCUUUGGACCUCACCAACAAGUACGACUUGCUUCUGGAGGACUCUUGUAGACGCCUGGAGGACAAAAUUGCUGCUGCUAGCGACGAUAGUUUGUACAACCCCUGGGAUCUCCUGCACGAAGACACGAGUUUGGAAAGCAACCCCAGGACGUCGUCGGACUACGGUAGUUUACCCAGACGACGAAAAAGACACUCGUCUUGUACUCCAAGUGCGUAUUUGAGGCAGCUCGCCACCAUGAGGCGACAAGUGGUGGAGGCUUCUCGCGAGGAACUUUCCAAUAAUAGUGAUACGUGAAGAUAACAUUGUAACGUUUUUA